Pararge aegeria (speckled wood butterfly) is the source of this 2124-nucleotide messenger RNA. RefSeq names its product peroxisomal membrane protein 11B (gene Pex11ab). The transcript is spliced from 4 exons. Gene Ontology annotation, biological process: peroxisome fission; regulation of peroxisome size. The record is from RefSeq and is a predicted model, not a curated record. Bases 376 to 1092 code for a protein of 238 amino acids. Gene Ontology annotation, cellular component: peroxisomal membrane. Lineage: Eukaryota; Metazoa; Arthropoda; Insecta; Lepidoptera; Nymphalidae.
UUUAGAACUUCAAAUGUUUGAAUUAAAAUUAAAAUUAGGUUGAGAUGUUAUUUGAGAUGAAUAAUUUCAUUUUCAUUUGCUGCAUUCCAGUUACUUGCAUGUCUGAUAAACAUUUAUCAAAAGUUCAAAGUCCAAAGUCCAACAAAACUUAACUUAACUUAUUCAAUCUAAAAGAACCAGUUCACAGAGUUGUUGUUUUUAUUUUUAUGGUUUUUGUGUGUUCAAUUUGUUUUGGAACAAAUACCCAUGAGUUUGGUUAUUUGUCCAAAUACUUUACACACAGUAAACAUUUAACUUUUGAUGAGGUUUGUAAUUUUUACAGUAACUAAUGCUUAGUACUGUACCUAUUUAUAAAAUAAAAGUUAUACAGCAAAAAUGGAUGUAAUUAUUAAAGUUAAUAACCAAUCAAAUGGAAGAGACAAAAUUGCAAGAUUAUGUCAGUACACCAGUCGGUUAAUAUGGCAUCAACUUCAAUCAAGAAAUGCAAACAAAUACUCAAUAGAUAGAAUCAAGAGUUUAGAAAAUGCUUUGAGCUCAUUUCGAAAAGUUCUUCGAAUGGGUAGAUGCAUAGACAUUGUUUAUAUGGCCCUCAACACUAUGAACAUAGAAGACCCAAUCUUAAGAGUAUCAUUGACAGUGAGCAAGUUGGCUCAUGCACUGUACUUGUAUGCUGAUCACAUCGUUUGGCUCACAAAAAGUGGAUUUUUCAAAACCGAUUCUGAUAACUGGAACAAAACAGCAAAUAGAUUUUGGUUGGUUUCAAUUAUUGCCAACUUAGCGAGAGAUUUUUACGAAAUAAUACACAUCUUGGAGUUAAAUAGAUCUGUGUUGCUUAAGCCAUCCGAUUUAUUAGGUGGUUCAAUUAAAAAUUUCAAUUUACACGCAAGUAUCAGGCAUACGUGCGCAAUUGUUAAUUGCCAUAAGGAUGUCUUCAUAGAUACACUCAAAAAUUCCUGUGACCUUUUCAUUCCUCUCACAGCUUUAGGAUUUACAAGAUUAAGUCCUAGUGCAGUUGGUGCAUUAGGUGCUGUUUCUUCCAUUGCUGCCAUAGUGACACUAAUUAAACCUAUUACAAAGUUAGUCCCAGCCUAGCCUAAUGCAAAAUUAUUAAGUCUGAUAAUAUAAAACUUAGUGUGGAUAUAAGUAAUAGUAAAAUGUGGCUGUUGGUAUUAUCAUUAUGGUAAUAUGUGUUUAUUGCUUCUUUAUCUUUAUAGGUGAUGGUAUAUGGAUGGUUGUUAUUGUUUACUUUCUAAAGUAUUAUAUUUGUAUAAUAAUGUGCAGUUUUGAUCAAGAAUUAUGAAAAUGAUCCUGAAUUAUCUAUGCAUAUAAGCAUGCAAAACUCUUGCAAACAAAAUUUGCUAUAAAUUAUAUAAAUCAACUGCAUGAACUAAGUAAAUCUUAGUGUAUGCGGUUCAUGUAGGUAAUUUCUAUCAAAAAAAAUUAGUGGAUAUAUUGGCUUAAUAGAGAUAAGUAAACUCAACUUAAUAUAUAUGCUUUUUUUAUUAUUGUCUCAAAUGAACCAUAUUCCCAUUUUUUUUGAAGCCAACAAUAAGUUUAUUUCGGCACUAUUUUCAGUAAUUUAAUGAAAAUGUAUGAAUAUUCAAAUGAAUAAAAAUGUCUCCAAAACAACUGGGGUCACGUGACUAAUAAGUCUUUAAAAAUGUAAAAAUUAUAAAUAACUGAAGUGUGGCUUGUUAAAAUCUACUUGUUAUUCUGAGGGUUUCUCUAUUCACGAGAAACAGUGGUUUAAAAACUAUGUAUGUAUAUAUGAGGAAUAUUCUCAAAAUAUUUGAAGUACGUUCCGAAAAUCUGAAAGACCCUACUUUGUCACGAUUAUGAUCUUUAAGUCUCCAGUGAUAAAGUACGUUCUAACAACGCAAUAACACUUUCUGUAAACAGAGAGUCAACCAUUAAAUAACAUUUGUGAUCCCAUGUACUUGCACUUAAAAAGUUAGUUUUCUUGUUUUGUGAAAUAAAUAAUAUUUUUUAAGGAUUACAAAUGUGUGUAAAUACCCAGUGUGUUAGGUCACUAAUAUAAUUUUGUAAUAAGACAUCUUUAAGUUUUACUCACAACUGUACAAUACUAUUAUUUACUAAUUAAUGUUUUUUUUUUAUGAUAAGUGA